Molecule: messenger RNA, 3225 nt
Organism: Dalotia coriaria
Lineage: Eukaryota; Metazoa; Arthropoda; Insecta; Coleoptera; Staphylinidae
Product: protein transport protein Sec61 subunit alpha
Exons: 6
Coding region: 224-1654 (476 amino acids)
Biological process (GO): SRP-dependent cotranslational protein targeting to membrane, translocation; post-translational protein targeting to membrane, translocation
Cellular component (GO): Sec61 translocon complex; membrane
Molecular function (GO): ribosome binding; signal sequence receptor activity; transmembrane protein transporter activity
Source: RefSeq, a predicted model, not a curated record
CUCAUACGGCCAACAACGCGAAAGUACCGUUGCUCUGCCACACUCGCUGGCACUUCAUUCGGUGACACGGUGUUGAGCGCAUCAUCUCGGCGUGCGCGUUCCCCCCAAAAACCUCCUUCGACGUUCAGUGAGCGUGCCUGCGUGCCGUGAAACGUGGAACUUAUAGUGCCCCGUGUGGACACAUCGACGUCGAAACCACAGCGGCCGAACAAAUCCCAUCAAGAUGGGUAUUAAAUUCUUGGAAGUUAUCAAGCCGUUCUGCAGUAUACUGCCAGAGAUCGCCAAACCCGAACGAAAGAUCCAAUUCAGAGAGAAAGUAUUAUGGACGGCGAUCACACUAUUUAUUUUCCUUGUUUGUUGUCAAAUUCCGUUGUUCGGUAUCAUGAGCUCAGACUCAGCCGAUCCGUUCUACUGGAUUCGUGUAAUUCUUGCGUCAAACAGAGGCACCCUCAUGGAGUUGGGUAUCUCGCCCAUCGUCACAUCCGGUCUGAUCAUGCAGCUCUUGGCUGGCGCCAAGAUUAUCGAAGUUGGUGACACUCCAAAGGACAGGGCUCUGUUCAAUGGUGCACAAAAAUUGUUUGGCAUGGUAAUCACCGUCGGCCAAGCAAUCGUCUACGUAAUGACCGGCAUGUACGGCGACCCAGCCGAAAUCGGUGCCGGCGUGUGUCUUCUCAUCAUUAUCCAGCUUUUCGUCGCCGGUUUAAUUGUACUUCUGCUCGACGAACUCUUGCAAAAGGGCUAUGGUCUCGGCUCUGGUAUCUCGCUCUUCAUUGCGACCAACAUCUGCGAAACCAUCAUCUGGAAGGCAUUCUCUCCCGCCACGGUUAACACCGGCCGCGGUACUGAAUUCGAAGGCGCCGUCAUCGCUCUCUUCCACUUGAUCGCCACACGUCAAGACAAAGUCCGCGCUCUGCGUGAGGCCUUCUACCGCCAGAACCUUCCCAAUCUGAUGAACCUGCUCGCUACCAUCCUUGUCUUUGCCAUAGUCAUAUAUUUCCAGGGCUUCCGUGUCGACCUACCCAUCAAGAGCGCGCGUUAUCGCGGUCAGUACUCCAGCUACCCAAUCAAACUCUUCUACACAUCAAACAUCCCUAUUAUUCUGCAAUCCGCGCUUGUUUCUAACCUUUACGUCAUUUCACAAAUGUUGGCGGUUAAAUUUCAUGGCAACUUUUUAAUUAACUUGCUUGGCGUGUGGGCUGAUGUUGGCGGUGGUGGCCCAGCACGUUCAUAUCCAAUUGGAGGGUUGUGCUACUACCUCAGUCCGCCUGAAAGCGUCGGACACAUCCUGGAAGACCCCGUGCAUGCGUUCUUGUACAUCGUCUUCAUGCUGGGUUCCUGCGCGUUCUUCUCAAAGACGUGGAUUGAAGUAUCUGGAUCCUCCGCUAAGGAUGUUGCCAAGCAGCUGAAGGAACAGCAGAUGGUGAUGCGUGGUCAUCGUGAUAACUCAAUGAUCCACGAGUUGAACCGUUACAUCCCGACGGCAGCUGCUUUCGGUGGUCUGUGUAUCGGCGCGUUGUCAGUGAUGGCUGACUUUAUGGGCGCGAUCGGUUCCGGCACGGGUAUCCUGCUCGCCGUGACGAUCAUCUACCAGUACUUCGAGAUCUUCGUCAAGGAGCAGAGCGAGAUGGGCAGCAUGGGUGCGCUGCUCUUCUAAGUUACGCAAAUGAUUUUUGUUAAUUAUUUAUAUAUAAAAUAUAAAAAAUACUGUGCCCUUGCGAUGCGAGGAGAGGCAGACAAAAAUAUUGAUUACUAAAAAAACAUUUGAAAUUUCACUACAGAAACAAAAAUCAUUGGAAAGAAGGACCGUUUGUUGAGUAAAUUAGUACUAUUGAGGUAAUCAAUAUUUUUUAUACUAAACGAAUGAAAGGCUGACUAUUUUCACUCACUUUGAUGAAAUAAAAUAGUCUUUUUUGUACUUGAUAAGACAAACUUAAAAUAUUAAACAAAUUUACUAUGACAAUUGCUGCGAUUGCAAACCGAGAACUGCGAAGCAAUGAUAUUUAUGAGUAACUUGGAAGGGAGAGUGUGUGUGUGUGAGUUCAUCUCUUUGUAAUAAUUGUAAUAAUUUAUGUAGUAACAUGUCGUUCGACUUUUCGAUUGUUUGCGAUGAGUUUUAGUUUGUUUUCUUUCAUUUCAUUACAUUCAGCUUGCGAGAACGAACGGGUGCAAUAAAGUGAGAACUCUAUAUUCGUAAAUAUCUUGUUUCCGUUUCAACAAAAAGUUUACACUUGACCACAAUAUGAGGUUUGUCAAGUUUUUAAUUCAAUGUUGGCUGUUUACAUUCGUAAAUGUCGCGCAGUCAAGUUUCAACUGACCUGUCAUCGCAACACAAUGAAAAUCCACCUGAAUUUCUAUUGAAAACGCAAAUCUAUGUGAAUUUAUUUACUAUAUGUACAAAAAACGUAAAAUUUCCACCGAAAAAGAAGCAUUUACACAAGAAUUCGACUGAGGUACUACUAUUUAGUGCAAAUAAGUUACGUACACGAGCGCAUCCUCCGUCGUUUGUCCCCACCUCAACGGUUGGAUUUUACAGGCUGUGCUUGCGCUCGUAGUCGUGCUCUACGCUCUCGUUUUGUGCGCGAUCGAAAAUGGCAGCCCCGGUCUACGUCGAGGACGAAAUCGGUCGGAAAUGGGACAGAUGCCUUACGGACGGAAUCCUCAAGUUCGGAGGUGGGCUCGUGAUAGGAACAGUGUUUUCCUUUCUGUUCUUCAAGCGAAAGCGCUGGCCGAUUUUACUCUCCGGUGGUUUCGGCGUCGGCAUGGCCUACUCAAACUGCGAGCGUGAUCUGAACGCCACAAUGCUUGGUGCAUCCAAGCUGCAGAAAAAAUGCGAUUAAACAACUCCUAGAAUCAGCAGCAUGCAUAUGUGAAAGUAAUUAAUCACACAUUUAGUGAACAUUGUAUAUAAAGGGGAAAAUGCCAUUAAACAUCAAAUUGGGUGAUGUCAAUCUGUCUGACUAUGUGUUAUUUAUUAGUUUGUUGGCAUUUCUUGGGUUUUUAAUCUCACUAACAUCAGAGAGAAACAAUAUACAUAUACUGUGGUGUUCAAAUCAACUUAAAUAAAUUAAAACUGUUCAAUAUUAUACUGUUACCACUAAAAUAUCAAAAUAUGUAGGUGACUAGAAGUAUAGUAUGAGUAUUUGUUAUUUUUUAUUUUAAUUUCAUUUGUCCUAUUAUAUUUUUAUAGUUAGUGUUUGAAACAAUAAAGUUGGCGCUGUUAAAUCA